AUGGAUCAUUACGAGCCAUCCUCACGGUCUCAACGGGCGUACCCUCAACGCGAUCGCCCACCUCCUCCCUCAUACCACGACGCGCCUCCGCCUCCAUCAGGCCCUCGCGACAUGUUCCAAUUCCGCGGUGCUGCUGCCCGUCCUGCCGCAGAUAACUACCGCCCUGGCGGCCCCGGUCCUAGACGAGAUGGUUUCAACUUCUCAGCUGGCAACAAUGCGCCGUCCUUCGCACCUUCGGACAACUACCCGGGCGCUAGAAGACCCCCUCGAGACUCGCGUCGUGGCGGUCGCAACAACGCCCGUGGCCGCGGUCCUCCUCGCAGAUUUGGACCUAAGCCUGCCCACGAACGCGAUUUGAUGCGCCGCCAGCGCGAACCCACCCCGGACCAGUUAGAAGGCAUGAAUGAAGGAAAGGAAUCGCGCUUCAAGGUGCUUGACGACCUUUCCGAGAGUGACAGCGGCAGUGACGAUGACAGUGCUAUGGAUCUUGAGACAGACGCUCAUGAUUCUACCCAUGCUCCUGUCCAACCAUCCUUCGCCAAUAACGCUAGCCAUUCUGACGACUCCGAGGACGAACACCCCAGAGCAAAGCGUGCUCGAGUAAAGAGUAAGAGCCCCGAGUCCGAACAGGCCAAACCUAAGUGGUCCAAUCCUGAUCCUUAUACCGCCCUACCUCCACCUGGCGAAUCCGAUGCCAAGAAGAAGGAUGUCGUCAAGCUCAUUCGUAAGGCCAAGGUCGAGGCAGCGAAGCCCACUGCCGCUGCUGCCGAAGGUGAGGACUUCAUCUCGCUCAAUUUUGACGAUGACUUCGCACAAGAGAUCAGCGAUGAUGAAGGUGGUAUCUCACUCUCCGGAUCUGUCAGGGGCGAGCACUCUCUACCCCACAAGCCUUCCUUCAGCCACUUGGAUCACCUCCAUCCUGAUCGCAACCUCCCUCCGCCGGCACCUCCUGCAGAAGAGGCCAAAGGUGUGAACAUGUCAGCACCGAUGGCCUUGCCUCGUCUUGACGUCUGGCCCCCACCAGCUGAUGUACAUGGCGAUCCAUCAGGCCGCAGCCAAUAUCACACGGGAAUGCAGAGACAAGAGGCCAAGGAUGCUCCAGCCCCUCUCCGCAAGGAGAACAAGAAGCGCAAGCGUCGUGAUGACAGUGGCAGUAUUGUUGACGAAUGGCUCACCCCUGAAGAUACCGAUCCUGCUCCUUGGUUCGCCAACAAGCUCCAAGGUGACCGUGCUGAGCAGUGGCUUCAUAAUGAGAUUCUCGACUUCCACAACUAUGUCAAGCCUCGCGACUUUGAGAACCAAGUUCGUGAGGACUUGGUUAACCGCAUGGAGCGCGCAGUCAGGCAGCAAUUCCCUAACUUGAAUAUUCGUGCCUUUGGCUCGUUCGCUUCUGGUCUGUAUCUACCGACUGCUGAUAUGGAUCUUGUUGCCUGUUCGACUCGCUUCUUGAAGAGCGGUCAUGCAGAGCUUUAUGCAUCCAGGAACUACAUGUUCAGAUUUGUCAACUGCCUUAAGAAGGCUGGAAUUGCCGUCGAGAACUCAGUCACCGUUAUCUCGCAAGCCAGAGUGCCUUUGGUCAAGUUUGUCGAAAAGGUGACCGGUCUGAGAGUUGAUGUCUCGUUCGAGAAUGAUAGCGGCCUUCUCGCCAACGACACCUUCCAGAUCUGGAAGCAGCAAUACCCUGCUAUGCCUAUCAUUGUCUCUCUGAUCAAGCAGUUCCUUGUCAUGAGAGGCUACUCUGAGGUUUUCAGUGGUGGUUUAGGUGGUUACUCGGUUAUCUGCCUUACAAUCACCGUUCUUCGCGUCCUUGAGGAGCGCCAUGGCCGCGACUGGGACCCUAUGUCGAGUUUGGACACAGUCCUGAUGACGUUCUUUGUGCACUUCGGUAGAGACUUCGAUAUCGAGAAGCAUGGCAUCCAGAUGGAGCCCUGGGCUAUUGUAGCCAAGAAAUCAUGGAGAGGCACGAACAACAAACCCUCCAAACCUGACAGACUCCUUAUUAUCGACCCCAACAACUACGGCAACGACAUCUCUGGCGGCUCUGGAUCAAUCUUGAAGAUCUUUGAUAAGUUUGCCGACGCUUUCAGAGAGCUCAAUAUCUGCAUGUCAGAUGCCGAGGAUACGUACAAGGAGAGUGGCGAUGUUAUUAGCAUUCUUGAACGUGUUUGGGGUGGUAAUUACGCGCUCUUUGAAGCCCAGCGUUCGCGCCUCAGAACUGUAUGGCAGCAGAACAUGGCCAGGUAUGCUGCUAUACACUCAAAUUCGAACAGCAGAGCAUGA
Aureobasidium pullulans EXF-150 is the source of this 2280-nucleotide messenger RNA. RefSeq lists its product as uncharacterized. Gene Ontology annotation, biological process: RNA 3'-end processing. The transcript has 2 exons. Bases 1 to 2280 code for a protein of 759 amino acids. NCBI's taxonomy places the organism in Eukaryota, Fungi, Ascomycota, Dothideomycetes, Dothideales, Saccotheciaceae. Gene Ontology annotation, molecular function: mRNA binding; poly(A) RNA polymerase activity. The record is from RefSeq and is a predicted model, not a curated record. Gene Ontology annotation, cellular component: TRAMP complex; nucleolus.